AUGUUCCCGAAAUUGGAAUACACAAUCGAGGGACUCGAACCGACUCACGCUUAUGGCCUUGUUCUUCAGAUUGAGCAAGUCGAUGACAAUAGAUACAAGUUCUCUGGUGGUGAAUGGAGUGCCGCUGGUCGUGGAGAGAGUGGCGGAGUUUCGAAGAACGUCAUGCACCAUGACGGUGUCAUGCCUGGUGCACACUGGAUGCGUCAAGCGGUGAAUUUCGAACGCGUCAAGAUCACCAACAACUUCAGCGACAUCAAUCCAAGCCAU
Ostertagia ostertagi is the source of this 267-nucleotide messenger RNA. The record is from the annotation of a GenBank genome assembly. NCBI's taxonomy places the organism in Eukaryota, Metazoa, Nematoda, Chromadorea, Rhabditida, Trichostrongylidae.